Echinops telfairi (small Madagascar hedgehog) is the source of this 1416-nucleotide messenger RNA. RefSeq names its product CD244 molecule (gene CD244). Lineage: Eukaryota; Metazoa; Chordata; Mammalia; Afrosoricida; Tenrecidae. Gene Ontology annotation, molecular function: MHC class I protein binding. Bases 50 to 1108 code for a protein of 352 amino acids. Gene Ontology annotation, cellular component: external side of plasma membrane. The transcript has 8 exons. Gene Ontology annotation, biological process: natural killer cell activation involved in immune response. The record is from RefSeq and is a predicted model, not a curated record.
ACUGCCUUUCGGGAGAGAGGAUUGGCCCUGACUCUUCAGUCCUGUGGGCAUGUUGGGGCGAUCACUCAUGCUCACAUGCCUCCUGCUCCUCCUGGGACAUAGGGGCCAAGAAUGCCUAGGUUGUACGGAAUAUGUGCUUCGCCUCUCGGGAACAACUCUCCAUUUACGUCCAUGCAGCACGUUCCUACUGGAAAACAUAGAUUCUGCCAAAUGGAAAGUGCGGUUCCAUUCAAAACCAACAUCUCAUGUGAUACUGACUCAGAAAAAUGGCUAUGAUGUGCACCGUGAAUCUUGGGUUCUGAAUCAUUUCAACAAAAGACAUGUUGGUAUGUGCAAAGACUUGACUCUUUUCAUCAAUGCAUCUCAGCGUCAAGACAGCGGCAUCUAUUACCUGGAUGUCACCUUGAAUUCUGGGAAGAUUAACAGCAGUCAAUUCCAUGUUACUAUAUUUGAUCAUGUUGAAAAGCCUCACUUGCAGGAGCAGGAGGAGACCCUCGUUAAUGGUAUGUGCCAGGUGACUCUGUCCUGCUCUGUCUCCAAGGAUGAGAAUGUGAGUUAUGCUUGGUACAGAGGAAGUGAGCUGAUCCAGACAUCUAGGAACCGAACCUACCGGGUGGAGCAGAUCGAUGUUGGAGUCUCACACACAUACACCUGCAAUGUCAGCAACCCUGUCAGCUGGGCAAACCACACCCUCAGCUUCACCCAGGGAUGUCAGAAUGCUCAUCAGAAAUCGACAUUUCUGCUUUACCCGAUGAUCAUCAUGGUUCUGCUAUUCAUACUCUUCUCUGGCACCCUCACCUACUUCUAUGUGUGCAAGAGGAAAAGGAAACAGCCACGCCACAACGCGGAAGAAUGUCUGACAGUGUACGAAGAUAUCAACAAUCUGCGAGUCGGGACAAAUCAAGGGCAGGAGCAGGAGCAGCAUCCCUCGGGAGAAGGCAGCACCAUCUACACCAGGCUCCAGCCCCAGCCUGAAUCCGAAGUGAAGAACCAGAGUCCUUCCUUCAAUAGUACCAUCUAUGACAAGGUUGGAGAGAUACACAUCAGAUCCCAGAAUCCUUCUCGGCUGAGCCUCAAGGAGCUGCAAAGCUUCCAAGUUUAUUCCUAGCUGCUGAGGCUCUCCUCCCCGCUCCAGCAAACCAGCCUCUGUUUUGAGGACAGUCCAAGGAUGAUGUCCCACGGGUCUCUGCAGAAGAGUGUAUAGUCUAAGUAGGACAUGGGAGUCUGCCAUGGGUUUCUAAGAGUCAGUUUAAGAGCAAGCUGUUCAAUAGGAUCUCUCAGCUUCCAGGUGGGAACAAGAAGAGAUGGAGAAGUUGGGUAGUUCACAAAAGGCUCCACAUCAAGUCCAAGUCCUUGUAAUGAAUAAAAUGUAAUGUAAAUGUAGGAUUACAUUUAUUAUUCUUAGCAUUGAGAUUA